Mirounga angustirostris (Northern elephant seal) is the source of this 5590-nucleotide messenger RNA. RefSeq names its product olfactory receptor 10T2-like. Gene Ontology annotation, biological process: detection of chemical stimulus involved in sensory perception of smell; G protein-coupled receptor signaling pathway. Lineage: Eukaryota; Metazoa; Chordata; Mammalia; Carnivora; Phocidae. The transcript has a single exon. Gene Ontology annotation, molecular function: olfactory receptor activity; G protein-coupled receptor activity. Gene Ontology annotation, cellular component: plasma membrane. Bases 2148 to 3161 code for a protein of 337 amino acids. The record is from RefSeq and is a predicted model, not a curated record.
UUUUAUCAUAGCACAAAUUCCUCAGAGGAGCUCUUUGGAGUUUCCCUAAGUUGAAUAUUGUUUUAGUUUUACUUGUCUACAGUCUGAGGACCAGAUCUGGCCCGCUGCCUGUUUUUGUAAAUAAAGUUUUAUUGAAACAGCCAUGCACACUUGUUUGUACAUUGUCUAUGGCUGCUUUCACACUAGAAUGGCAGAGUUGAGCAGUUAUGGCAGAGAUCGUGCAGCCCAUGAAGUCUAAAAUAUUCACUAUCUGGUCCUUUACAGAAAACUUUUUCACCCCUGUGCUCGAUUGACAUGGCUGCCUGUUUCUUCCUUCCCUCACCAUCUUUUCCCUCCUGUUAAGUUCGUCGAUGGUCCUGACUCGUCUUUUCUUCAUAACCAGAAUAUCGAUCAAGAACAUUUUUGUUGUUUUUCUCUAUUAUAUCUUCAGAACUAAAAUCUAAAAUUUAUGUUUCCUAAAUUAAAAUUUCAGCAAACUUCUAAAACAUUUAAAUGAUUAUUCUCAAUUUCUAUGGCCCCAUUGUUGGAUGAGAAUUGUCAGGUGUACAGCCAUUCAUUUUUUCUCCUCUUAGAAGUCACUGGCUUGCAGGUUACCCAAAAUGCCACUAGGUGGCUCCUGAAUCAGUACUGUCCUCUCCACUCUCCUUCCCACCUGCCUUGUCUGAGUUGGUAUUUGAGGAACUCAAGACUGAGUUUUGCUUAUCUAAGCCAAUGAACUCUUGAUCAGCAGGGAAAGAUGGCAUUGGGGGGCAUUUUCCUUAAAAAAAGUCCCAUGUUCCAAGUGAGUGCAAAAUACUCUGAGGAAAAUUUCAAUAUAGGUAUUUUUUUUUCUGAGCUAGUAGGUUAAUCCAUCAUAAAACAAUUAAGCUAUCACCAAUCCAGGAUUUCUACUAAAGCCUCAUCAUUUGAAUUAAAAUGGUCAAUAAUUUCAGAGUCAUUUCCCAUUUAAUUAACACAUGUAGCCAUUAGCACAAUGCCUAGGGUCCACAAUACUAUUGGGUGGGUGUGGGGGGCCAUGAAAUUGUGUUAAUUUCUCAGAUCAGAAGAAAUAAAUAAGCUUUGAGGGUUGAAGAAUAUAUUCAUCUUUAUACCAACACAGUCCUAUAACAUACACAUUUAAAAUGUUAUAAUAUUUAAAUUAUUUUAAAUAAAAUUUAGAUUUUAUUUGAUUCAAUAAACUUUAUUUGAAUACAAUUUAAAUAAAAGUAAAAAAAAUUUUAUGGGGAAGGCAGAAGUGCCUAGGGCCCAUAGAAGUCAUGAUAUAGCCCUAGUAUUCAGAUUCCUAAAGGUGUUACUUUGUUCAUUGCAGAUAUCACUGUUACAGGCUUUGUCUUUCUGGGGAGUUCUUUUCACACGGACUGCAGCAGACCUUGUAAAUUCCUCUCCCACAUCCACUUGACCCUUAUAUGUUUUUUUCUCAUCAGAUGGGGACUUUGAAUUCCCUGUACAUGUCAAGUGGGAAUUACUGGGAAAUUCAUGCCUCCUGGUAGAAACUCUUUUAAAAAUUUUUAAAAAAAUUUAAGUAGGCUCCAUGCCCAACAUGGGGCUUGAACUCAUGACCCCUGAGAUCAAGGGUUGCAUGCCCUACUGACUGAGCCAGCCAGGCAUGCCCCUCUUGGUAGAGACUCUUAAACAAUGACCAUUUUACUCUCUGUUUUUUUUUAAGAGUCUGGCUCUUUUAGAUUCCACCUAUGAGGGAUAUCAUACUGUAUUUGUCUUUCCUUAUCUGACUAAUCUCACUUAGCAUCAUGUCCUCAAGAUCCAGCCACAUUUAGUUGCCCACGGCAGGAUUUGCUUCUUUCCCAAGGCUGAUUAAUAUUCCAUUGUGUGUAUAUAGCCCUUCUCCUCCUUCUCCUUCCUCUCCUCCUCCUCCUUGUUCUUUUUAAGUAAUCUCUACACCAAACAUGGGCUUGAACUCGCCACCCCAAGAGUCGCAUGCUGUACCAGUGAACCAGCCAGGUGCCCCAUACCACAUCCUUAUUUGUUCAUCCAUUGACUGACACAGGUUGUUUCCAUAUCUGUGAUUUUCUUGUCUAUUGAAGAGACACUGGCUAGCUGGGUGAUAUUUAGGAAAACAAGUGACAUAAUUUCUGAGUCUCUUUCCUUUUUUGUAAAACAGGGAUGAUUUCCUACCCUACCGGUACCAGAUGCACGGCAGAUUCGUUAUGAAAUUGUCCCAUUCCAUUCACUCUGUCCUCUCCUCUCAGGCUCCUGAGAAGCAGCAGGAAAAUGUCACCUGGCUGGUGACUGAGUUUGUGCUGGUGGGUUUCUCCAACCUCCCAGAUCUGAGAACUACCCUCUUCGGGCUGUUCUUUCUCACAUACCUGGUCACCCUCAGUGGCAACAUCACCAUCAUCACCAUCAUCCAGGUGGAUCGGACCCUUCACACUCCUAUGUACGGCUUCCUGGCGGUGCUGUCCCUCUCCGAGACCUCCUACACGCUGGUCACCAUCCCCAACAUGCUGGCUCAUCUGCUCAUGGAGAGCCAGGCCAUCUCCAUCCCCGGCUGUCGGGCUCAGAUGUUCUUCUUCCUGGGCCUGGGAUGCAGCCACUGCUUCCUCCUUACCCUGAUGGGUUAUGACCGCUAUGUGGCCAUCUGCCACCCCCUGCGGUACUCGGUGAUGAUGAGACCCACAGUUUGCCUCUGCCUGGAAGCCCUGGUUUUCUGCUCCGGCUUCUCGGUGGCCUCGAUCGAGACCAGCAUGAUCUUCUCCUCGCCUUUCUGCGGCAGCGACCGCGUGGAGCACUUUUUCUGUGACAUCGCCCCGGUCCUGAAGCUCAGCUGCUCCGGGAGUGCCGGCAAAGCUCUGGCCAUCUUCUUCCUGAGCGUCCUCGUGGUGCUGGUCUCCUUCCUCCUCAUCCUCCUCUCCUACGCCUUCAUCGUGGCCGCCGUCGUGAGGAUCCCCUCCGCAGCCGGCCGGCGCAAGGCCUUCUCCACCUGCGCGGCCCACCUCACCGUGGUCAUUGUGCAUUUCGGCUGCGCCUCCGUCAUCUACCUGCGGCCCGAGUCCGGGGGAAGGCCUGACCAGGACCGCCUGGUGGCUGUGUUCUACACGGUGGUGACGCCGCUGCUGAACCCCGUGGUGUACACCCUGCGCAACAAGGAGGUGAGGGUGGCUCUGAGGAGGACCCUGGCGCAGAGCCGCGGGGUUUUUAAAUAGACACUUGAUCCACAUUCCCCUUCUAGCUUUUUCAUGAACGCAUGUUCCGCCUGACGCUCAGUUUCCCCCCCUUGGAAAAUAGGGGCCGCUCGCAUACCCUUGAAUCAAAUAGCCUCUUCAAUGAAGCAGUUGACAGUGGCUGAGACCCACCAUAAAGUCCAGAAAGGCUGCCUCUUCCUUUGGUCUUUGCGUCUUUGACUUUGCGGGGAUGCACCGCCCUCUGCAGUGCAGAUGGUCACCUGCAGGUGGCGCCACGAACCCUGCCAAGGUUUGGCGGGCGGAGCAGGGUAGUGUUGGCAGUGAGCAGGAAGGGCUGCUUCCUCCUUACCCUGCUGGGUUAGGACCGCGUAGCCUUCUGCCAUCCCGGCGGUACUCGCGAGACCCAUAGUUCACCUCUGACCGGGAGCCCUGGUUUUCUGCUCCGGGUUCUCGAUGGCCUUGAACCAGCAGCCCCAGACUGUCUUUGUUCUUCUUGUCAGAAUCACAUCCUUAAAUGUAGUGGGAGGAGACAAACAAUAAACAAGAUCUUCUUAGUGUAGUGAUAAGUAUUUGGAAAAAAUAGAGUGUCAUGAUGAUUAGAGUUGAUUUCUUGAUGAUUUUCUAGGAAAGUAGGGGGAUUUAAUAAAUCAUUGUGGUAAAACUUAUAUAACAUAAAUUUUGUCAUUUUAACCAUUAACGUUUUUAUUAUUGAGUUUUAUACAUUCUUUGUCUAUUUUGGAUGACAGUCCUUUAUCAGAUAUGUUUUUAAAAAGUUUUUACUUAAUUCCAGUUAUUUAACAUACAUUGUUAUAUCGGUUUCAGGUGUGCAAUGUAGUGAUUUAACACUUCCACGCGUCACCCGGUGCUCAUCAUGACAGGUGCACUCAUUCAUCCCCAUCACCUCCUUAACCUAUCCCGCCACUCACCUCCCCUCUGGCAACCACCAGUUUGUUCUUUUUAAAAUUUUUAUUUAUUUUAAUUUUUAAAAGAUAUUUUAUUUAUUUUUUUUUAUCAGAGAGAGCGAGCGAGUGAGAAAGAAAGAGAGCACAAGCAGGGGGAGUGGCAGGCAGAGGGCGAAGCAGGCUCCCCCCGAGUGAAGAGUCCAAUGCGGGGCUCGAUCCCAGGGCCCUGAGCCAAAGGGAGACACUCAACCAACUGACCCAUCCAGGCAUCCCUAAUUUGUUCUUUAUAAUUAAGAGUCUGUUUCUUGAUUUCUCUUUCUCUUAUUUUUCUCCCUUUGUUUGUUUUGUUUUGCUUCUUAAAUUCCACAUGAGUGAAAUCAUAUGGCCAUUUGUCUUUCUCUGAUUUUACUUAGCAUUAUACUCUCUAGCUCCAGCCACAUCGUUGCAAAUGGUAAGAUUUCAUCCUUUUUUAUGGCUGAAUCAUAUUCCAUUGUUUAUAUAUACUACCUCUUCUUUAUCCAUUCACCAAUCGAUGGACACUUGGGCCACUUCCAUCGUAUCAGAUAUGUCUUUUGUAAAUAUUUUCUCCCAGUCUGUGGCUUGUCUUCCCAUUCUCUUGACACUCUAUUUUUUCCAAAUAUUUAUCGCUAAGAUGAUCUUAUUGUUUAUUGUUUGUCUCCUCCCACUACAGUGUAAGAUCCACAAAAACCUUUCUGUUUUCUUCUCUGCUGUAUUCCCAGUGCAUAGUAUGGUGUCUGGUGUUUUGGAUACACCUGACAAAUAUUUGUUGAGUGAAUGAAUGAAUAACGACUCAUAACAUUUUUAGUUUGUUUUAUUCUUAGUGAAAACGGUAUUAAGCUGGUUUAAAUUCUCCCAUCUUUUUUUUUUUUUUUAAAGAUUUUAUUUAUUUGAGAGAGAGAGUGAGAGCAAGAGAGGAGCACUAGCAGUGGGGAAGGGCAGAGGGAGAGGAAGAAGCAGACUCCUCACUGAACAGGAAGCUGGAUGCAGGGCUCGACCCCAGGACCCUGAGAUCAUGACCUGAGUUGAAGUCAGACACUUAACUAAACUGAGCCACCCAGGUGCCCCUCUUCAUCUUUUUUUGACUCAAUUUCAAAUUGUCACCAUUUUAAUCUUCAGAAUUAAGAAUAAUAGUCAUUUACAACUGUGUGAGAUGAUCGCCACCAUUUAACCAUAUUAAAGAGUACAAUUCAGUGGCAUUAAUUAUGUUCCCAAUUUUUUGCAACUGUCACCAAAGAAGCAAUGACUCUUCAUUCCUCCCUACUCCCAGCCUCUGCUAACCCCAAACCUACUUUCUGUCUCUAUAAAUUUGCCUAUUCUAGAUAUUUCACGUAAGUGGAAUCAUAUAAUCUUUAUACUUUUAUGUCUGGCUUAUUCAUUUAGCAUAAUGUUUUUAAAGAUUUUUAAAUUUUAUUUUAGAAAGAGAGAGAGCAAGUGAGGGGAGAGGCAGAGGAAGAGGAAGAGAGAAAACCCCAAGUAGGCUCCUGGCUGAGCCCAGAGCCUGAUGUGGGGCUCCACCCCACAACUCCA